AUGUCGUCUAACAAACCAAAAAGUUACCUUUUGUUUCGUGAUGCUUUUUUGAGUUGUCAUAAGAAUUUAACAAAACAAAAUGCAUAUGAACUGCUGAAUGUCGAAUGGAAUAAAAUAAAAAAAGAUGAAGAAUUAAUUCAAAAGCAAAUUGAAGAAUAUUCCACGAAACAAAAACUUGAUUCAGCAAAAAAUACUUUAUUAAUCUGGACAAAUAAUUAUAAUAUUAAUUCAUGUACACAAUCUGAUGUUGUUGCUCGUGAUGAUUGUACAUUAUCUUCUAUUCCAACAACAAAUACUACUUCAACAGCAAAUAUUACCACAACAACAAAUACCACUACAACAACUGAUACUAGUACUACAAUUCAUCCUACUAAACGUGUUUCAUGUGUUGCACAAGAAAAAGUAUCUAAUGAAUUAGCUGGUGUUAAUGAACGUAUUACAGCACUUGUUCAACUUAAACAAACAGGUCUAUCAACAGCUGAAAAUGAAAAACAAUUGAAGAUUUUACUUAAACAGAAGAAAUCAACAUCAUCUCAACUCAAACGUCUUCGAAAUCAUGCUAUUGCUCAAAAACGUUUACGUCGUCCUUCAAUUGAUGAUACAUGUCCAGAUUUACUUGCUACAAUUGAAGAAAUUGCUAUCCUCAAUGGAGCUGCUGAUGAUCGACGAAGAACUGAAACUGUUCGACCUUGUUUAACUCUUGAUGAUCUUCGUGAAACAUUAAAAAUGAAAGGUUAUGAAAUUAAAAGAUCUACUUUAUAUUAUCGUCUUUUACCUCGUCGUGCACUCUCUCAUGAUGGAAAAAAACAUGUUCAUACAGUGAAUGUGCGUCUUCAAAAAGCACAUAAUAAUCUUCAUAGUAAACAUGAAGAUGGUCAUUUUGCUGCAGCAGCAAUUCGAUUUGCAAAAGACUUGGCUUCUUUGUUUGGAAAUGACUCUGUUUUUUUUCUUUCACAAGAUGACAAGUGUAAAGUACCUAUCGGUUUACCAGCUGCCAAGAAACAGGCACCUUUACUGAUGCACCUUGACUAUGUUAUUCAACUACCUGAUCACGAUUUUGUUGUAGCACCCCGUCAUCAAUUAACUCCAAGCGUCUAUGCUGCACGUGUGAUCAAUGCUGCAGGAGAUGUUGGCUAUUCAGGUCCAACAUAUAUUGCAAUUCGUUCAGCUAAACAUGAUAAAAGUAUUUCAGCUAAUCAUCGAGAUGAUUUUGGUCGUUUGGUCAAAUUACAAGAAUUUAAAAAUGUUGCACUUGACUCUUCGAAUAAAGUUAAAUCAAUUGUUAUUAUUACUGUUGAUGGUGGACCCGAUGAAAAUCCUCGUUUUUCAAAAACACUUGCAUCAUCUAUUGAUAUUUUUAAAGUUCAUGAUCUUGAUGCUUUAUUUGUACUUGCUCAUGCACCUGGUCAAUCAGCAUUUAAUGCCGUUGAGCGUCGUAUGGCAUCACUUUCACAUGAUUUAGCUGACUUAAUUUUACCUCAUGAUCAUUUUGGUACUCAUCUUAAUGCCAACGGCAGUACAAUUGAUUUUGUAUUGGAAAAACAAAAUUUUCAGAAAGCUGGUGAAGUACUUGCUGAAGUUUGGUCUAAUACAGUUAUUGAUUCUUAUCCGGUGGUGGCUUCUUAUGUGAGUUCAUCUUUUAUAUCUCAAACAUCUUCAUAUAUUGAUGAACAUUGGUGUGAUCGUCAUGUUGUACAAUCACAAUAUACAUUACAAAUUGUUCGUUGUAAUUCACAAGAUUGUUGUGGUGAGUGGAGGUCAAAUUUUUAUAAAAUAUUUACUCAACGUUUUUUACCACCACCUGUUCCACUGGCAAGAAGCUCAUUCGGUCUUGUUAUUGCUGCAAACGAUUUUGAACCUGGAAUAUUUUAUGGUUCAUUAUUUCAACGUUUGCAAUUAAAUUAUUUUAUCUGUGAAGAAAUUGGAUGUGAUAGUAUUCCAUUUGAUUUCUUUUGUACCACAAUCAAAAACUCACUUGCAAAACGAACAUGUAAAAAAUGUAAAAAAUAUUUUCCUACUAUAGAACGAAUGAAAAAUCAUUCGAAAAUACAUAAGUUAUCGAAGGUGGUGAUUGAUACUCAAACCCUAUCCAAUGAUGAAGAUGACAAUGAACAAAAUGAACCAACACCACAAUCAACUAAUAUAUCAUCAGAAACUAACAUGACAAACAUUUGCAUUAUACAUGAUCUUGCUCAAUGGUUGAAACCAACAUUCGAAGAAAUUUAG
Molecule: messenger RNA, 2226 nt
Organism: Rotaria sp. Silwood2
Lineage: Eukaryota; Metazoa; Rotifera; Eurotatoria; Philodinida; Philodinidae
Source: the annotation of a GenBank genome assembly